AUGUUGUCCUUUGCCCACCUCCAAUUCGGCACCCUGCUCCAAGCCACCUUUCUCCUCGGCAUGAACACAGCCUUGUCCACUAUCUCAAUCCCAUCCAUCCUCGAAUCUCCUUCUCCAAUUCUCGCAAUUCGGCAAUGGCACUACCAGUUCCGCGUUGCACAAGUCCCUGCUACUUCACUCUCGGCAUCCAACCUUGUCUUGUCCGCCAUCAUGACAUACGGUUCCUCUACUAGACAGGGACUUACGGGAAAGGCGACCAUCAUCUACGGCGUUAGUAGUGUGUUGGCGUUCCUGAUCUUCCCAUUCACGCUUCACUACAUGAACCCGGUGAAUGACGUAUUGAUUGAGAAGUUCAAAGCGCAGAAAGAUUUGCAUUACGCGGAUCUACCAGAGAAGGGCAGGGGGAUGCAAACUGCGAGGGAUCACGAUAAGAUCGCCUACUGGGGCUACCUGAACCGUGUGAGGAUCGUGCUUUAUGCUGGGUUCGUGGCUUGCAAUGCUGCUGCUAUUCUGGUCUAG
Molecule: messenger RNA, 519 nt
Organism: Alternaria ethzedia
Lineage: Eukaryota; Fungi; Ascomycota; Dothideomycetes; Pleosporales; Pleosporaceae
Exons: 2
Coding region: 1-519 (172 amino acids)
Source: RefSeq, a predicted model, not a curated record